AGAGCACGCCCCCGGGGGAGAUCGGGGAGCGCCGGAUGCCGGGCGGCAGGAGCCGUUGACCCGGGACACCGCCGUCCGGGGCAGGAGCGCGGAGCAGCCGACCACCCCGCCGCCUCCGGUGCAUGGGGCCCGGCUGAGGAGCCAGCAUGGGCAACUGCGUGGGGAGACAGCGCCGGGAGAGGCCGACCGCCCCAGGACACCCCCGCAAGCGAGCAGGACGCAACGAGCCCCUGAAGAAGGAGCGGCUGAAGUGGAAGAGCGACUAUCCAAUGACCGACGGGCAGCUGCGGAGCAAGAGGGACGAGUUCUGGGACACAGCGCCCGCCUUCGAGGGCCGCAAGGAGAUCUGGGAUGCCCUCAAGGCUGCCGCCUACGCAGCCGAGGCCAACGACCACGAGCUGGCUCAGGCCAUCCUGGACGGAGCCAGCAUCACCUUGCCUCAUGGCACCCUCUGUGAAUGCUACGAUGAGCUGGGCAAUCGCUACCAGCUGCCCAUUUACUGCCUGUCGCCACCCGUGAACCUGCUUCUGGAGCACACUGAGGAGGAGAGCCUGGAGCCCCCCGAGCCCACCCCCAGCGUGCGCCGAGAGUUCCCGCUGAAGGUACGCCUCUCCACGGGCAAGGACGUGAGGCUCAGCGCCAGCCUGCCUGACACGGUGGGGCAGCUCAAGAGGCAGCUGCACACCCAGGAGGGCAUCGAGCCAUCCUGGCAGCGAUGGUUCUUCUCUGGAAAGCUGCUCACAGAUCGCACGCGGCUCCAGGAAACCAAGAUCCAGAAAGAUUUUGUCAUCCAGGUCAUCAUUAACCAGCCCCCGCCGCCCCAGGACUGAGGAGCCCAUGGACCCCUGGGCAGAGAGACCAGGGAAGGCCUCUGCAGGGCUGAGAGGCCUCCCGGCUGGAGCACUAGGCACCCCCACCCUGCCGCUGCCUUUGAGAGCCGUUCUUUUCUCCGGGGGAGCCUCCCGUGUAUGGCUGCCGGGCGAGCCCUGAGGGGACGCUGCUUCCCAGGGACUCCGUGGGCCACCAGUGCCUAGCACCCAGGAAACAGUGUGCUGCCACACACGGGCCUUGCCAACCUUGUCAGAGAAAAGGCAAACCAGGGCCCUCCACCCUGCCUCUCCCCCGCGGCAGGUUCAAGCCACGAGGGCCAGCCCGGAGGCCCCUGGAGCCCAGAUCUGUCAUCUGGUGCUGCCGGCUGUGCUCACUCCGGUUUUCUGCUCAGGGUCUGAAGCAGCUGCUGUCUCCCUCCCUUGCCCCUACCCCCUGACUCUGCCCUGGGCCCAGUGCCAGCCCCCCAGAGGGGAGGGGACCACUCGUGAGCCCCGGGGGUGGGGAGCCUGAGGCCGGCCUCUGCCUCUCCCAGCCCCCAGCACAGCUGGCAGAGAUGAGGUGGAGGCCGAUGGCUGGGCUGUCAUGGCAGAGGCCUGCACAGGGCCAUCUCCUGGCUGUAACCCCGGCAGUGGGGGGUCUGCAGCCUGCUCACGGCCCCGCAGCAGGUCCCUGUGUGCAGACACGUCUGCAUAUUUAUCAAUAAAGCCUUUUGCUCCUCC
Lipotes vexillifer (Yangtze River dolphin) is the source of this 1550-nucleotide messenger RNA. RefSeq names its product ubiquitin domain containing 1 (gene UBTD1). The coding region runs from base 147 to 830 and encodes 227 amino acids. Gene Ontology annotation, molecular function: protein binding. The transcript is spliced from 3 exons. The record is from RefSeq and is a predicted model, not a curated record. NCBI's taxonomy places the organism in Eukaryota, Metazoa, Chordata, Mammalia, Artiodactyla, Lipotidae.